This is a messenger RNA of Aspergillus puulaauensis, 402 nucleotides long. RefSeq lists its product as uncharacterized. Bases 1 to 402 code for a protein of 133 amino acids. The transcript has a single exon. The record is from RefSeq and is a predicted model, not a curated record. NCBI's taxonomy places the organism in Eukaryota, Fungi, Ascomycota, Eurotiomycetes, Eurotiales, Aspergillaceae.
AUGGGACAUGACUCCAAAGUUCCGACCGCCGACUUCGCUUCCAACGAUCAGAACCUUGGAAGAAGCAGUAUGUGGCACCAAUUAAUAUGGGGGGAUAUUAAUAUAAUUGUGCAGGACCGGCUAGGCGAUUCGCCAUCGCUGGGUCCCUCUGACCUCAGCGGCUCAGCGCUUCCAAGUCAACGACACUUUUUAUUUUCGCGAGUGAAGCCCAAGAAAGAAUCAGUUCCGGGUGAAACUCCGCUCAUCGGACGAGAAUGCUUAAAUAUCCGGUGUGGUGUUUCCGUUGACACCAGGCUCACACCAGGCAGCUUUGACCCUGUGAAACCCCAGCCCUUAUCAACGCUGCCCUACUGGGGUCUUGAGGAACUGAUCACCGAGGUCUCGAAAUCUCCCAAAUCUUAA